AGACGACGACUUUGUCUACUUCACCGUCACUUUUUUGGCUUUUGCUCUCUUUCUCUCUUCUCAACUCUCAGCUCUGCAGUCUCUUGCCACCCAUUUUCAUCAUCUUCUUCUUCUACCUCAAGAAUUUGCCUUUUUCUUUCCAAAACUCAACAUGGGCUCAAGCGCCAGUCGCCGUAUAUCUCCGCCGUCAGAACCAUCAUCAUCAAGAAAACCAUCUGGGCCAGGGUCUAAACUCAAGAGCACCAAGUUUAAGCUCCCAUCUUUCCUCAUCUGUGGUUCCUCUUCUUCUCGAUUACCAAUUGAGUUUGAUGAUUAUCCAAGGGGAUCACCAACAAUCAAUUCUGUGGAAAAUCUGACUCCUGAUAGUUUUUCGGAUUCAAUAGCACAAUCUUCUACAAUAUUUGGUUCAGAAGCUGGGUACACAAGUUCUGAACUUGAGACUGCAACUCCAUCAAGCAGCAAUGCCACUACUCAGAAUGCCUCUCUAGAAUAUGCUAUGCCAGAUAGAGAAGCUAGUGGCCAUCAGACAUGUCAUUCAAACCAUACAGAUUUAGUUCCCAAUCAGGCAUCUCAAAGUGUGAUCCCUGCAAAUGUGAGCAUUUCAGAAAAUGAACAUGGGAGAAAUGUUGCUCAAGAGGGCAGAAAUUCAUCUCCAGAUGGCAAUUGUUUUGAAAAUCAUGAGGUUGCAGUUCUGGGUUCUGAGAUUUCUGAUUCUAGGUCCCUUGCUUCUGCCCUUGAUCCUUUAGGAAGUCUUCUUCUGUCUGGUAACAGUAAUGCUGAAAUGGACACGCCUUCCAGUUCAAGAUUUCGUAUGUCAGGUAGUGAGCAAGAUCUUGGAAGAGGAGAUUUGCUUCAUCUUGAUGUGGUGAGUAUCCCUUCCAAUAUUUUAUCUAGUAGCAUUGCUGAAAUAAGUAGCAGUCAAGCAAGAAGGAACAAUAGGAGGCUAUAUUGGGAAGCUUUAUCAAGACGAAGUUUUAGCAGGAUUAGUGAUUCCCCAACCAUAGUUUUCGCCACAGGUCCUGCUGAUGAUCUAGGAUCUGAGGACAGAUGGCUUCUUAAUUUGAGUGGUGAUCUCCAUUAUGAUGGUGUAUUUCAUGAUUCUGUUUACCUGGGUGCUAGAAGUAAUUUCAGAAGUGGUCGAAGAUGGCUCUUAAGAUCUGAGAUUUCAGAAAGAGUUCUUGGCCAUGGUGAGGGAGGGCGACGAACUGAUUUUUGUGCAUCUGGUCUUCAUCCUGACGGUACAUGCUCCUGUGAUUCAUUCUUCUCAGCUGAAGAGUCUGGUACUCUUGCAAGUAUUUCACGAAUUAUCAUGCUCGCUGAAGCUCUGUUUGAGGUUUUGGAUGAGAUUCAUCGGCAGCCGUUAUCACUCUCACUGUCAAUGCUUACACUCCCAGCUCCAGAGUCGGUUGUAGACUCAUUUCCUCUCAAAUAUCACACAAAAGUAGACGCAACUGCAACCAGGCCAGGCGAUACGCCACAGUGCUACAUUUGUUUGGCCGAGUACGAGGAAGGGGACAAAUUAAGGGUUCUUCCCUGCAAACACGAAUACCAUAUGCCUUGUAUUGAUAAAUGGCUAAAAGAAAUAAAUAGGGUAUGCCCCCUCUGCAGAUGCAAUGUCUGUGAAGAUCCAGAGCAAGAUUCUGUUACAAAUAAUGGAAUACCCUCUCAAUGAUACAACUGUAAAUAGAUAUCUACACAUGUAUAAUCAUAAACGUAAAGUAUGACAGCUUACAUUUCUAUCUACCUAAGCUGAAAAAAUGAUCUUUUAUGUGUACUAGAUGAUAUAAGCCAAUGAAUGUAAUUCCAUGGGCUAAAGCUUUUUCUAUCUUCU
Molecule: messenger RNA, 1831 nt
Organism: Coffea arabica (coffee)
Lineage: Eukaryota; Viridiplantae; Streptophyta; Magnoliopsida; Gentianales; Rubiaceae
Source: RefSeq, a predicted model, not a curated record